AUGGUAGCUGUUGCUGCUUCUUUAGCACUUGGUAUUAAAACAGAGAAGCGUGUCAGCCUAGAUCGAGUUCGUGUGAGAGGCAGAUCUCCAGCCUUUAAUGCUCUUGCUUCCACAUUUGAGAAUGCAAAUGCAAGAAACUUGUCAACUCCUCCACCCCUUGUGAGAAAAUCGUAUCCAAAAUCCGGUGCCACCAAUUCCCCUAAUGCUGUCGUGCGAUCCACCGCUAUAACAUCACUAACCGCCACUUUUGAACAACUGCCGCCACGAGAACCUCUCAUGCCUCGUUCUGUGAAACGAAUUUCUAUUGGUAUUGUGACUGCUAUUGCAGCUCCUGCAAGCAUUAGAGUUGAUUUUGGAGGAAAUGGAGGUCAUGCUAGAGCUGCUUUAAUGCCACAAAGAAAUGAUGCAGGUUUGGCUACUGCUAAGCGGACACUAGCUGUGGAAAACAUGUUCUUGAAUCUGGAUCCAUAG
Messenger RNA from Lactuca saligna, 471 nucleotides. Lineage: Eukaryota; Viridiplantae; Streptophyta; Magnoliopsida; Asterales; Asteraceae. The record is from the annotation of a GenBank genome assembly.